UCUUUCAAAAAACUGUGCAGUGUGAAUGAGAACGCUAGAAAUAGAAACCGAAAGAAAGCGAGUCAAGAUUCAAAACAAACUGUUGUCAUCGCCGCUCGCGCUUCAUAUUACGCAGAAAUGCUCCUCUUUGCAACCGUCGCGUUUCUUGUAGAUUUAUCCUGGGCUCUUCCAACGGACAUUAUUAUUCAAUUCGAGCGCAGUGUUUUGCCAAACGGGACAGUCGUGGAGAGGAUCCUUGUCAGUGAUGCAAAUUUAAAGGGACAGUUCGACAAGCAACCUGUUGUCAGACCCAUUCAAGAUGAAGUCCUGAAGAUGAUGGUGGAGAAUGACAAUGAAACAGCAAGCUAUGGCACAUAUAUACGUUUGAGGGAAUGUAAGCUGCGAGGAUAUCGAGUCCUGCAGCUGUCCGACCGGUUUCAGCUCAGUGGCAAAGAUUAUCUGACUUUAGAUUCAGACAGUGAUUCAUGGACAGUGUUGAUGCCGGAGGCGCAUGAUCUAAAGCAGUCAUGGACACUUAAGGCCGAGCAUGCGAGUCUAGAGAAAAUUCACCUGAAAGAAGAAUGUGAGGAAUUAAUUAAACAGAUAAAUGAUGCCCAGAAUCAAGAAGGGCUUGGUGUGUUAAGAGUGAUGGCUCCAGUUCUCACCACUUUUCUCUUCAUCGGAUUUGUCUUUAUGAGCCUCCUUAUCUUCAAGCGACACGGUCAUCAGCCAGGAGGUGUUUUAGGCUCAAUUAUCCACUAUCCAGCCCAUCAUCUUGAAGUACCAUUGAACGAACAGAGUCAAAAGGACAUCUCUCAAGUUCCAAUGCUGAAGGCAUAGCAAUCACCUAACCUGCCCAACCACAUUAUUGUGAAGAGUCAACUCUUUGUCAUGAUUUCAGAAGUCUUAGACUGAUUUGAAAGUUCAGUAAUAAAAUUGUUCCGAUGUAAAUAUCAUUAUAUAUCUUUUUUUAUAUUAUUAUUAGGGACCAAGCACCGAAGGUGCGUAGGCACCUAUUGUAUCUGUUGGCCUUCUUCUUCUUCUUCUUCUUCUUCUUCUUCACUCUUGAGUCUAUGGCAG
Sinocyclocheilus anshuiensis is the source of this 1059-nucleotide messenger RNA. RefSeq lists its product as uncharacterized. NCBI's taxonomy places the organism in Eukaryota, Metazoa, Chordata, Actinopteri, Cypriniformes, Cyprinidae. The transcript has 7 exons. The record is from RefSeq and is a predicted model, not a curated record. The coding region runs from base 118 to 819 and encodes 233 amino acids.